AAAAUUUGAUGUUCGUCCGUGUUCGUCAAUUAAACAGAAAAAACAACGGGAAUAACAGUUUUCCAAUAAAAAAGCGUCCUAAAUAAGAUGUACAAACUAAAUCGGCAUCAUUGAACAUUGAAGUGAAUCCCCAGUUCUGUGUUAAUUAGCUGUAAACAGGAAUACCGCGGUAGGCUGUCUUAGAAAUAAAUUGUAUGUGUCUCUUUCGUUGUGUAUUAGUGUUAAAAAAAAUACACCAAACUUCAAUGAGAGUGUGUGUGGUGUCUUUCGUUGAGUUUUCUGAAUGUAAAAAAAAAAUUCUCUCUUUCGAUAUGGUGAAAAUCGCUAAAUAAAUCGCUGAGUAUACCUACAAAGCGGAGACACGGACACGAAAUGAUGGAAUUACGGAAAAUUUAAUUUAUUAAUGGAAAGACGAUCACUUACAAACUGUUAAUAUCAUCGUCAGCUAGUGUUUUAAGGCAAAUGAUAGAGAAUUUCUGGCGAUAUAAAGACAAUAUAAGGUUUUGGCAUAAUUUAGUCUUAUGCGUUGCUGAAAUCGCGAUGCAUGCCACAUCUAACGGUUGAAAUCCGAAGUAGAAAUAAAGUGUCAAAACGAGUGUACAUAUAAUUUUUGAAUCAGUUCAUCAUCAAUGGAAAUCUGUGUCCAUUGAUUUUUUUAUUUGAUUAAAGUCGAAAUUUACAAGGAAAUUAUUUUAGAAAAAUGUUCAAAUCUGUGCUGUACAUGGAAUAUCGUACGAAAUGAUGACGUUUUAAGUGUUACGUACAUUGGAUACGCGUUCGAAAAGCAUUUUAUACUCGGUCGGGUGUUGGUUAAGCAACCAACUUUCUAGUUUCGCGUUUUUUUUUUGUGUGUGUUGUAUACCAGCCAACCAAGUGAUGUCGAAUUUUGUGAAUUUUCUCGAAACAAAAAGCACCAAAUGCUACUGAUGGAGGUCCAAGGAAUGUAUUUGUUGAAUUUUGUCCAUUGUGUUGGGUGUUGGCACCGAAACUAACAGCAAAUGCAGUCUCUCGGUAAAAAGAAGAGCUGCUGCGUAUUUCUUCUUAGUAUGUUAAAAUGGCGCAACAACAAACUGAAAACGUAAACGAUAUUCAAUCCAAUGAAAAUACAUUAAACGAAUCGAAAAACUUGCAAAAUGGUGUUGAAAAUAAAAAUGUGUCACAAAAUUAUCGUGUAAAUACCGUCGGUACCGUUGUAGGAAUGAGUGAACAAAAAAGUAAAUCGCCGGGUGCCGUCGGUGCGAAUAAUGGAAAUGGUGGUCCUCCGCAACCGAUCGAUCAUUUACCCGCUCCAAUUCAUCCAUACGGUGAACAUCCUUCCAGCGGUCAUCUGCCACCCGAAAAUAAAGAUGAUCCGCACAAUAUGUACGGUCCUCCGCAUCCGAUGCAUCAUCCACAGCCGCCACAAGGAUACUCACGAUAUCACGAUCCAAACAUGCCGCCCGAUAUGUACGGCCGCUAUGGCGGUAAACCGACGUCGAUGAUACCACCAAAUCGUCCACCACAACGUUACAUGCCGGGACCAGCACAGUCACCACAGCCACAACCUGGCCAGCAACAACCUCAGGGCCAGACACCGACAUUAAAUUCCUUACUACAAUCUCAUCCACCUACCCACAACCGAUAUCCGAAUAGUUACGAUCCUCAUCAACAAGCUCCACCACCUCCGAAUCCGUCACAAUCGCCCCAAUCACAGCAGCAGCAGCAACAACAACAACAGCAGCAGCCGCAGCAACAACAGCCACAACAACAAGCACCUCUUCCUCCUCAGGGAUAUCAAAAUUGGGCACCACGUCCGUACAGUCCACAACCAUAUAGACCGCCACCAAUACCGACAAAUUCAUCACGUGGUCAAUCUCCAUAUCCUCCAAUCAACAACACUGGACCGUAUCAAGCACCACAAGGAGCUCCGCCCGGUGCUUCACAGUAUUCGCCUUAUCCACAAAGAUAUCCAACACCACCUGGUCCACCGGGAUCGGGACCAAAUCAUAGACCACCAUAUCCACCACCUCCGCAUCAAUACUCAGAUCCAUCAAGGCCAUGGCCACCAAGUGGCCCAUCACCAGCAGCAAGCCCAGGACCAAGUGGACAUCCUCUACCGCCACAAUCACCACAACAUGGUCCACCACAAAGUCCUGGCGCACACGCGCCUAGUCCGUCACCUCAGCCACCACAACCAGCACAAUCACCUCAUCAGGAUUCGAUAGGACAAAAUAGCAAUGACAGCUCAAGUGGCGUUGGAACGGGUGUGGGAACAGCUCCCGGCACACCGAAUUCACUGGCAAUGAGACCAACGCCGUCGCCAACUGGAUCAUCUGGUUCACGGUCUAUGUCGCCAGCUGUUGGCCAACAGAGCCUUCCAAUGCCGCCACGUCCAUCGAGUAAUCACUCGCAAACAUCUAAUCAAGCACCAAUAAACAAUACGAAUCAAAGUAAUCAGCCGCAAACUAUUGAUCCGGCUGUAACGCCACCAACGCGUCCACCGAACGCACCGACCACACCAACACCAACUGGAAUGGCAGCUCAAGGUAGUUAUCAAACUCCGCCACCACAACCACCUCAUAUGCAUGGGUAUAAAAUGGGACCGAGUCCAGGACCUGGACUUGGUCCACAGAAUAAUAUGCCUCCAUAUCCACCUCAAUCACAGCAGCAAUAUGCUCAAGGUAAUUAUUCACCACGGCCUCAAUAUCCAACAAAUUAUGGUCCAGGACCGACAGUUCAACCUCCGCCAACAAAUAGCAUGCCUAUUGGUCCAGGUCAAUAUCCCGGUCGUCCAAUGCCAAAUCACGUAGCUCCACAUUCUCAAUUUCCACCAUAUCAACAAAAUUGGGGACCUCCAGCCCCACAAAGUGGUAUGAAUCAUGUGCAAGGGAAAAAUACUCCGCCGCCGCCUCCACCAGGCAGUUCGCCGAGACCAUUGAAUCAUUUAAAACAACAUUUGCUACAUAAAGGAGGAUACGGUGGAAAUCAAAGUCCAACGCCUCCGCAAGGUUAUGGCAAUGGACCGGGAAUGCAUCAGCCGAUGGGUCCGCCACAUCAUAUGGCACCAUCGCACGGUCCAAUGGGACCAACGAAUAUGGGACCACCAUCAACAACUCCACACAAUCCGCCACCACCAAGUGGCGCUAAUAGUCAUAUGGACAUUAAUAUGCCCACAGAUGGUCCUCAAGAUAAUGGAGUUAGUUCAUCCGGUUCAUCCAGUUCUUCUCUUCAUCCUGUUACAUCAAUUGUAACUACCGGACCUGAUGGUCAACCUAUGGAUGAAGCUAGUCAACAAAGCACGCUGUCAAAUGCGUCAGCAGCUUCGAUUGAAGAUCCGCAAUGUUCCACACCGAAGUCUAGAAAAAAUGAAUCUUAUAAUCAAGGUCACUUGGGACCACCAAGUGCGUCACCAGGAGCUCAUGCACAGCAUGAAGAUUUUGAAAUGGGUUCGCCAGCAUGGCAGCGAACGCCUGCUAGUCCAGUAAGUCGAACUGUAUUUAACAAUCAUCCUCCCGAGCCUGUACAUAGAACGUCUAAAAAAUCCGACAGUCUCUGUAAACUGUACGAUAUGGAUGAUAAACCAGAGAGGCGCGGAUGGUUGGACAAUUUACUUGGAUUUAUGGAGGAAAGGCGGACACCAAUAUCAGCGUGUCCAACAAUAUCAAAGCAACCGUUAGAUUUGUACAAACUGUAUAUGCUAGUAAAGGAACGUGGUGGAUUCGUUGAAGUGUGCAAGGUGGUUACCAAAAGUAAAACUUGGAAAGAUAUUGCUGGUUUAUUAGGCAUUGGUGCUAGUAGCAGUGCAGCGUACACGUUGCGAAAACAUUAUACGAAAAAUCUGUUCGCAUUCGAAUGUCACUUUGAUCGGGGCGGCGUUGAUCCAACGCCCAUUAUUCAACAAGUUGAAGCCGGUUCCAAAAAGAAAGCGACCAAAGCAGCAUCGGUUCCAUCACCAGAAACCAAUUUCAAAGGUUCAUCAAAUUCGCAAGAUUCGUUUCCUCCGCCCGGUUCAGCAUCGUCGUCAAUGGACGGUUAUGGUGGCUAUCCGACUGGCUAUCCGCCGAAUACUGGUCCCGGUUACAAUGAGCCACAAAUGCAACGACCACCGUCACAAAGUAAUUCACAAUCACCGCAUCCAGGUAAUGCGCUGCCAACUAGUGGUGAUAAUGUAAACCUCAACAAUCCCUUCGACGAUCCAGUCGGUUCUUCACCUCGUCCCCCAUAUCAACAAGGAGGCGCUCCUUAUUCUUCCUCUGUAACACGAUCACCAGGUGGUCCGUAUCCAGGACAACAAGGAGGUUAUUCGUACGGCGCACCGGAUCAAUAUGGUCCGCCGCCACAACCGCCCGGACAAUAUCCACCAACUCAAGGUCAAUUUCCUCCGCCAAAUCGAACGAUGUAUCCUCCAUAUGGCGGUUCUGAGGGUGACACAAGCGCUGCACCAGCAUCUGGUGCUCCACCGCCAGGUAGUGAUCCAUAUCGCGGUUAUCCGGGAACACCUGGAUCGUAUCCAAUUCCACCGCAAAGACCCUACAAUCAACAGCAACCAACACCUAAUACAACAUCAGCCACACCGCCAACAAGUGGUGCACCGCCACAAAAUCCACCAAGUUCACCAUAUCCACCGCCUCCGCAACAAUUUGAUUAUCGUCCGGAUCAGAUGUCACAAAAUUCGAUGAAUUCGAUUAAUAUGAAUUCGCAACUAGCGCGACAGCUUGUAGCCCCAAUGUCUCCCGCGAAAACAUCCCCCUACCAUCACAACUCACCACAACCACGAAGACAUCCUGAUUUUGCAAAGGAGCCACAGCCUUAUCCACCAUCACCUUACGGUCAGCGACCUCAAGUGUACGGCGGUUGGCAAAGUAGUGCUGGCGGUCCACCAGGACAAUAUAAUCGUGGACAAUAUCCACCACAACCAGGCCCACAACAAUGGAAUCCUGGACAAAGGCCACCUGGGCAACCUGGACAAUGGGAACACAAUAGAUAUCCACCACAGAAUCAGCAACAACCUUAUCCGCCGGUACAACAGGGUUCACAACCACAAUGGGGAAAUUUGGGUCAACCAACAGUGACUGGACCGCCAGGACCACCAGGAGCACCAAUGCGUCCACAACAACGUGGCGGAAAGCCAUUCAAUAUGCCACCGCCUCCGACUGGUUCAGUGAAACAAGCACCGACACCAUUUCCAACCUCAGCAACGCCGGCCAAACGGGACAUAGUAUUCCCACCGGACAGCGUUGAGGCCACAUCGCCAGUAUUGUAUCGACGAAAGCGGAUAUGUCGCGGAGAUAUAGGCACAACCGACCCAUGGCGAAUAUUCAUGUGCCUUCAGUCUGGUCUUCUGUCGGAAAGUACGUGGGCAUUGGAUGUGUUGAACAUUUUACUGUUCGACGAUUCUGCCGUUCAGUACUUUGGAUUGGCUAAUCUGCCGAGACUAUUGACAUUGUUGUUGGAUCAUUUCCAAAAGAGCUUAGCCGAUAUGUUCGAUCCGGAAGGUGAUGAUCGUUGCGGUUACGGAUGGCGUAGCUCGUUAACAAACGGCACUGAUGACGAUGAUGAUACAGUCGAUUUGGGACAAGUUACCGAACCACCAAAUCCAUCCGAUCGAGUUCUGGUUCUGUCGACCACUACAAAUUACACACUCAGCUCACGGAAGGGCGUACCAGUUAAGAUAAAAGAGGCUGACGAUGAUAUUUUUGUGUUAGAAACUGAACGAAGCUGGGACAUCGAUUCCAACAGAAAUUAUCAAUUAGGCAGUUGUGUGGGAGGCGAUGCCUGGACACACGGACACACACAGCCCCAUCCAUUCGAUCACAUUAUCAGCACAUUUAGAGCGGAAAUUGUUAACAUUCCAUUCGCAAGGUACAUUAAAAGUGAUAAAUGCAAAGACAGAGACUUUAAUAAGCAAACAACGACCACUGGUGAUAUAAAUCAAACAAAAACUGUGUCUACGACUCCGGUCGUGUUGAACAAUAGCAGCGGUACUGUGGUAGUGGAAGAUAGCAAAAAUGGUGAUACGAAAACGCUUACGAAACCGGUUCGGUUAAAAGAGGAAGUGAUAAACGAUGGAAUUGUGGACGACUGUAGUAAUAAUAGUAAUAAGAAUAAAGUAGCAGCUAACGAAGACGACCCUAUGUUGUCAGUGAAACGUGAACAGUUGGACAGUGAUUGUCGUGAGGUGGACAUGGAAUUAGAACGGAUACCGAAUGGGCCGCAAUCGGUUGAAACUGAUGACAGCAAAAGCUCGAUCAAAAAGGAACCCAAGCAAUUUGACUUCCGUUCCACGGUUAUUGAUCCGGCCAAUACACUUAAGCGGCGACGAAUCAAUGACUACGAGGACGAAUGCUAUGCACGCGACGAAGCCUCAUUGUAUCUGAUCAAUGAAAGCCAAGACACAUUGGCCAGGCGAUGCAUUUGCAUUUCGAAUAUCUUAAGAAAUAUGACCUUUGUUCCUGGCAACGAAUUGAUAUUUGCCAAUUCCGAAACAUUCCUUGCGAUUUUGGGUAAAAUCUUACUGCUACACCACGAUCAUCCAGUGCGAACGCAAAAGACUCGAAACUAUGAUCGCGAAGACGAUACCGACUUUGCCGAUUCGUGCAGUAGUUUGCAAGGCGAAACGGAAUGGUGGUGGGAUUACUUGAUACAAUUGCGAGAAAAUAUGAUGGUGGCAGUGGCAAACAUUGCCGGUCACAUGCAAUUAUCCAAAUACGAAGAACUGAUAACGCGUCCAUGCCUGGAUGGCUUACUACAUUGGGCUGUGUGUCCGUCAGCGCAUGGACAAGAUCCGUUCCCGUCGUGCUCACCGAAUGCAUCGUUAUCACCGCAACGAUUAGCGCUUGAAGCACUAUGUAAAUUAUGCGUCACCGAUGCCAAUGUUGAUUUAGUGAUAGCAACGCCCCCAUUUUCACGACUCGAAAAACUGUGCUCUGUACUUACAAGACAUUUGUGUAAAAAUGAGGAUCAGGUGUUACGUGAAUUUUCUGUAAAUCUUUUACAUUACUUGGCCGCCGCUGACAGUGCCAUGGCCCGUACAGUAGCCAUGCAAAGUCCAUGCAUUUCCUAUUUGGUGGCAUUUAUCGAACAAGCCGAACAAACGGCACUGGGUGUGGCCAACCAGCAUGGUAUUAACUUUUUGCGCGAAAAUCCCGACUCAAUGGGUACGAGUCUGGAUAUGUUACGUCGAACAGCUGGCACUCUACUGCAUCUGGCUAGACAUCCGGAUAAUCGACCGCUAUUCCUGCAACAAGAACAACGGCUACUCGGCCUGGUCAUGAGCCACAUACUGGACCAACAGGUUGCAUUGAUCAUAUCCCGAGUACUAUUCCAAGUGAGCCGUGGCACCGGUCCGAUGACCAUGAACGAAAUGCGACCGAAACCGUAUGCCUCACUAUUCACGGGCAGCAACAGCAACAAUCACAACAGCACAAUACCAUCAUCAUUCAGUUCGUUACAAACGACACUACCAACGGCCUCAACUCAGUCAAUUGUUUCAUCGGCACCGCAACCAUCAUCGUCGUCGUCGUCGUCAAUAACCACAACUGCCGUUGAAACACCGGUAGCAUCAACAACGACAACAACAGUGACUGCAUCAUCAUCAUUAUCGCCACCGUUGUCGACAACCGAAACUGUAUCGACAGCUACCGUUACACCAUCCCAGUCAACGCAACCAACGGCAAGCAAUGCAACCUUAGCGCCACCUCCAUCUCCAAUAACUCCGAUUAUACCGUCACCGGCAGUAGCAACUGCCGCCCAGCCAACAGGAGCAACACAACAGCCGACGCCUGCACCACUAGCAGCAACUGUGUCGUAGUCGACGAUUGAUCGGAUUUAGGUGAGAAUUUGAGAUGGGAAAAAAAUUGUUUUUUGUUUUUUCAAUGUUUCAUUACCGUGUACCGGUUGGGAUGAGUAAAGUAGACGGAAAUGGAAGAAAUGGAAAUUUUAAAAGAAGAAUGGACGCUGUGUAAUUAAUUUAUUCGUUUUAAGAAAAUGUAGAAAACAAAGUACGUUUUUUAGUGGAAUAAAAAAGUAUAAUAAAAAUGGAGGCGACAAGAAAAUUAUUUAAAAAAACAAAACAAAAAUAUUUUUAAUGAAAAAUUAAUAUAAAAAAAUUCCGAAAAAACGGGAACGGAAAGAAGAAGAAAAAUUAUUAAAACAAAAAAAAUGGAACACUCUUAAUUUAUCUCUGAACGUAAAACUAUUAAAAAAUUGAAUCGAUAGCAAAAAAAAAAACGGAGAGAAACAUAUUGCAAUGUUUCUGGUGCGGGAAGAACUGUGGAUUUAUAAAACAAAAAAUAAAUUUAAAAUGAAGAAAAAACAAAAAACUAUAAAAAUGAUUUAUAGUGAAAGUGAUAAAGAACAAAAACAAAAAGUUUAAAUUGUAAAAAAUAAUGAUAAAUAGAAAUGGACAAACAGAAAUUUAAAUUUAAAUUAAAUUAAAUUAACUAAUUAAUUAUAGAUGAUGAUGUAUUAAAACAAAAGCUAAAAGAAAAGCAAAACCUAAUGAAAUGAGAAAAAACAUUUUUUUAAAAUUAAAUUCAGUUAUUUAGUUUAAAAACGAGAAAACCCUUUAUACACACAAAAGAGAAAGAAAAGAAAAAUUAAAUAAAGAAAUUUCUAAAGAUCUGAUAGAGAGGAAAAACAACACGAACUAUAUAACUUGUACUAUAAUUAAUUAAUAUAAUGCUGACGUGUGUUUAACUGAAAAAAAAACCAAUGGCGAAAAACAAAAGUUUCUGUAGAACGAAAAAGCAGUGUUUUUUUCUGGUGAAUUCUUACUCUUUCAAAAAAUAAAAAACCAACAAAAAAUCACCGUAGAACAAAACAAAUAAAAAAUAUUUUGGAAAAAUUAGGAGUGCAACUUUUAGAAGAAGAAAAAAUAAUAAUUUAUGUGGAAAUGCAUAAGAAAAACAAAACAAACAAAAAAUUUAUUUAAAAUAUUUUCAACAAAACAAGAAAAAUGAUAUUUUAUUUUGGUGAGAUAAAAUGAUUAAAAAAUUCAUUGAACUAGCAAAUCAUUAGUUUGAGUAAUAAGAAGAAGAAGAAGAAAAUAAAACUUAAAAAAAAAACACACAAAAUUCCAAUAAAAAAAAUUGAGAAACGAAAAAUAAUUGAAAUGAACUAAAAGACAUAAAUGGAAAAAAAAUUUAAAAAAAUGGAAAAUUUAUGUUGAUUUAUGUUUUGUCAAUUUAAAAACUUACGCGUGAAAAAAAGCAGGGAUUUGAUCAAUGAUAAAUAUAAAUAAUUUAUUUUAUUAUUUGCUUUUCGUUUAUUUUAUUAUUUUUUUGUUUAAACCAGACGAUAAAUCUUAAAGAAGAAAAGAUUAUUAAAAAUUGUGUCUUUUCACAAUCGAGAAAAAAUAAUAAUUAAAAAAAAAACUGAUCAAUGAAAGGAACACUUGAACACACAGAGAUAUACCCGUGGGCCCGAUUCAAAGAGAGAGAGAGAAGAGAAAUACAAAAAAAAGUAAAAGUUAAUUUUAAAUGAGAAAAAAUUGUAAAUAAAGAAAAAUGCAAAAAAAAUGAAUUA
Molecule: messenger RNA, 9504 nt
Organism: Bradysia coprophila
Lineage: Eukaryota; Metazoa; Arthropoda; Insecta; Diptera; Sciaridae
Gene: osa
Product: trithorax group protein osa
Biological process (GO): positive regulation of DNA-templated transcription; chromatin remodeling; regulation of transcription by RNA polymerase II
Cellular component (GO): SWI/SNF complex; nucleoplasm; nBAF complex
Molecular function (GO): nucleosome binding; DNA binding
Source: RefSeq, a predicted model, not a curated record